Molecule: messenger RNA, 2058 nt
Organism: Nycticebus coucang (slow loris)
Lineage: Eukaryota; Metazoa; Chordata; Mammalia; Primates; Lorisidae
Gene: MBNL3
Product: muscleblind like splicing regulator 3
Exons: 10
Coding region: 890-2041 (383 amino acids)
Molecular function (GO): metal ion binding
Source: RefSeq, a predicted model, not a curated record
AAAAUGGCGGCAUUCAUUACACACCCCCGCUAAAGGCUCUCCCGGCACCGGGGCCACCUCACGCAGCGCUGCUUUUGCUUCUGCCGCUAACAGAUGGCAUGUGCCACUGUCGCUGCCGCUGCCCCUACCGUUGCCGCUGAGAGCAGGGCCCCUUAGCUUUGGGUUUGCGCUAUCAGCAUAAGGUUCUGAAAAAUGUCUUUUCUGAAAACUCUGCUGCUUGGAUUCAACUCUAGAGCUAUCUCUUUAUAAACCUCUCCCUCUACCCUACCUUCUCCCACCAUUUCCUCCCUCCCAAACCUGGUAUGCUUUUAGUUCACUGUCAGCAGCUUGUACAUUUCUUUUUUUCUUUAAUGCUCAGUUUUCUUAGCCAUUUCCCCUCCCUUUUAUUUUGCAACCCAACUUUUUUUUAGGUUCUAAUAAUCUUCCCAAUCUUAUCCUUUAAAGCUAAGAAAUAGGGAGGAAAACUUUUCUCUCCCUGAUCUGAGACCAUUCCACAAGUUCAAGGGCAGCCAGCAGCGUAUGCUUUUCACAAGAAUAAUUGAAAACAUUAACUGUUGAGCAAAGAAUUAUUUUGAAAGUCUGCCAGUUAUUGGAAGUAAAUUUGGCAAAGGAAAAAAAUAAAACAUUCAUUAUUUUAACCUUUACAGUUGCCUUCUUAGGAGUUGGUCUACUUUGAUUUUUAGUUAUUCUAAUGCAAUUUUUAUUUUAUGAUUGGCUGUUUAACUAGACCAGAUCUGACUUAAAUGAAAACCUAAGUGCUAACAAAUAGACGUUUCACCAAAGCAAGCUGUUAUCUUUUCACAUUUAGUUUGAAUUCAUCUUUAAUACUUUAGCAGUCCACAGUAAUAUCCUAAACAGGGUGCAUUUGAUUUUAAUUUAGCUUUCAAAAAUGACGGCUGUCAAUGUUGCCCUGAUUCGUGACACCAAGUGGCUGACUUUAGAAGUCUGUAGAGAAUUUCAGAGAGGAACUUGCUUUCGAGAUGAUGCAGAUUGCAAAUUUGCCCAUCCACCAAGACUUUGCCAUGUGGAAAAUGGUCGUGUGGUAGCCUGUUUUGAUUCUCUAAAGAUUAUUCCAGUUCAAGAAUGGAAACUUAUUAUAAAGAUAAAGGGAAGGUGUGCUCGAGAGAACUGCAAGUACCUUCACCCUCCUCCACACUUAAAAACUCAGCUGGAGAUUAAUGGACGCAACAAUCUGAUUCAACAGAAGACUUUUGCAGCCAUGUUCGCCCAGCAUAUGCAGCUUAUGCUCCAAAAUGCUCAAAUGCCACCACUUGCUUCUUUUCCUGUGGCCCCACCACUUGCACCUAAUCCUCCGUUGGCUUUCAAUCCUUACUUGACGCAUCCUGGAAUGGGCCUGGUUCCUGCUGAACUUAUACCAAAUGCACCUUUUCUGAUUCCUGGAAAUCCACCUCUCUCAAUGCCAGGAGCUGCUGCUCCAAAACCGAUACGUUCAGAUAAACUGGAGGUUUGCCGAGAAUUUCAGCGUGGAAAUUGUACCCGUGGGGAGAAUGAUUGCCGCUAUGCUCACCCUACGGAUCUUUCCAUGAUUGAAGCCAAUGAUAAUACUGUGACAAUCUGCAUGGAUUACAUCAAAGGUCGAUGUACCCGAGAGAAGUGCAAAUACUUUCAUCCUCCUGCACACUUGCAAGCCAAACUGAAGGCAGCUCAUCACCAGAUGAACCAUUCAGCUGCCCCUGGAAUGACCCUGCAGCCUGGUGCACUGCAACUGAUACCAAAGAGAUCGGUACUUGAAAAGAUCAAUGGUGCCACCCCGGUCUUUAAUCCCAGUGUUUUCCACUGCCAACAGGCGCUGAUUAAUCCACAGAUCCCUCAGCCGGCAUUUAUCCCUGCAGGGCCAAUACUGUGCAUGGCUCCCGCUUCAAGUAUUGUGCCCAUGAUACACGGUGCUCCAUCUACCACUGUGUCUACAGCAGCAACACCUGCCACCAGCGUUCCAUUCGCUCCAACAGCCGCAGGCAAUCAGAUACCCCAAUUAUCAGUAGAUGAUCUGAAUAACACCAUGUUUGUUACACAGAUGUAGAAGUUACCAGUAGAACA